AAAAAGGAAAAAAUCAUCGGAAUAUGCUUCUCGAACGAACGUAGGAGAGGAAAAAAAAUUAAUCGCGAGGCGACAGGGGCGGGGAGUGUGCGCUAAAUUUCCCUUUUCUUCCCCUCCUCGAUUCCCUCCUCUUACCCCUUCUCUCCGUCUCGCUGUCUGCUUCGUUUCGUGGAAGGGGAAGAGAACGAACCAAGGCCCCUUCUGUCUUCUCUUGGGGCGGAGAGAACCCCAAAAGAAAAGAGAGGUCCGGCGAGGAAGGGAGGAGGGGCGAGGGCGAUGGAUGCGGAAGAUUUGAGAAGAAUGAUGAGGAGCCUGGGCGUAGAUCUGUGGACGCUGAUCGAGACCGCGCUCGACGUCGCCGCGACGGACUAUGGCAAGGAGCUCCGGGAGCGGCGAGACGGGAUCGUGGAGCGGCUUUACUCGGCGUGGCCGCGGGCGGCGGAUCGGUGCCGGAACUGCGCUUCCGGUGCCGCGACGGAGCGGGAGGCGGCCGUCGGCCUGUCGACAGGGGGAGUAGAGGGGAAGGGGAGUAGUAGCCCCGCGGCCGGGAAGCGGGCGGCGACGGCAUCGCCGCUGUGGAUGGAUGGAGAGGAGAAAGGAGAAGAGAGAGAAGGAGAAGACGAUGACCAUCCGAUCGACGACAAGACCAAAAUUUUGGCCAUUAAAGAAUUUCUGGAAGACCCCGAUCAGACGGAGGAUUCUUUGGUCAGCCUGUUGCAAAAUCUUGCAGACAUGGAGAUUACAUUCCAAAAUCUUAAGGAAACGGAUAUAGGAAGGCAUGUGAACGGCUUUCGGAAGCAUCCAUCGCCAGAAGUACGGCAAUUGGUUAAGCUACUCGUGAGGAGGUGGAAGCAUAUCGUGGACGAGUGGGUGAAAUCGAGUUCCGCCGGCGACACUGCAUCUCCUGCGAAUAUCACUGACGGAGACUCGCCACAGCAAAUCCCUGUGAAAAACCACCAAAAUGGGCACCAUAUGGCUUCAGAAUUCGGGUACUCACCAAAUCCUCCCAAAGGUUACGUGAGCUCUGAGAGAAAUGGCGGGGAAUCAAUGGAGCCGAAACCAAAGGCCGUCCCGCGGAAGGAAGUUCCAGCUAAGCCAAACCACUCCUCUCCGCCUUCUGCACUCUCUCCUCCAGCUAACGCCAACGAGCAAAAGCACAGCCUGCUCGAUCCCGAGAGACUCGCUUCCGCGAGAAGACGACUUCAUGAAAACUACCAAGAAGCCCAAAAUGCUAAAAAGCAGAGGACCAUUCAGGUGAUGGAUAUCCAUGAGAUCCCGAAACCAAAAAAUUCCUUCGUGCGGAACAAAGGCAGCGGCUUCCAGGCGAAGCACUGGUGAAGUCCGGUGACCGGCCGGUGCCUGUAAUACCUUUGUUAUGAUGCUUUGCCGAUGAUGGAUUUUUUUUGGAUUGGGGGAUUAUGAGUUCUCAUUUUUCCAAUCAUUUAAACUAACUGAAGAUUUUGGAGAGAGAUGAGACGAAAAUAAAAGGAGUAUUUAUCAGAAAAUUAACGGAUUUUUUGAUUGGCUGGUGUGGAUGCAACGUGUCCACGUGUCUUUUUUUUCUUUUUUUUUUUCCGUAGUCACAGGAAGGGGAAUCUCCUGAUGACUGGUGGAGCCUGAGAAUUAGUGGCUUUCUUGCUGGCUAGAAAAGUGAAAACCAGUGGCCUUUAAUCCGCGGGAAGAAGGGGAUGGGAAUUGGGAACUGGCUAACUGUAUUUGUUGGCGUGGAUUGUCAACAUGACAACCAUGACCAGACCAUGACAGUAACAUCAUCUGGUUAAUUAGUGGUAUAACCGUAGGACUUCUCUGGAGAUCAGCGAUACAUUCUGUAGCACCAUAGACAGCUAAAAAGAAGCCGAAAGGAAGGCUUUCUGAGCAAUUUGGCUCGGGUGUCAUUCACCCAACUACGAGAGGGUGGUACACAAAUAGUUGGUGGCUGAUACACAGAGACUUGAGAGUAAAGCAUGAAUAGAGAUGGUUACGCCCUGCACUUGAGACUUGAGUGAGGGCAUCAUGUCUGAGGUCAGGUGCUUCCCUUGAGUCGCGAAGAUGUUGGACAAACUUCGGCGUCUGCUUUUUAUCCCGACAGUGGAACAAAAUAGUCUUGCUAGAAGAGUUAUUUUUCAUUGUCACCAAGACAUGUUUAGUUUUAAAUUUUUAAAAAUGGUGUUAAGUCUAGGAAUACUUUCCCGGGAAUUAUGUUAUGUAUAACCAAAUUGGACGGUUUCCCAGGGGUAAUUGUGAUGGCGGUUUAAAUGCGGACACAAUCUGUUUCCUGUACGUGGUUAUUUUUCACAGGUCAUAUCCUGACAGCUCGAUCCUUUAAAACACAAUCUAUUCAUGAU
Molecule: messenger RNA, 2345 nt
Organism: Elaeis guineensis (African oil palm)
Lineage: Eukaryota; Viridiplantae; Streptophyta; Magnoliopsida; Arecales; Arecaceae
Source: RefSeq, a predicted model, not a curated record